Cladocopium goreaui is the source of this 3225-nucleotide messenger RNA. Lineage: Eukaryota; Dinophyceae; Suessiales; Symbiodiniaceae. The record is from the annotation of a GenBank genome assembly.
AUGGUAGCGGAGCUGGAGAAGAAGACUGGUAGCUGCGUGUGGAGCAGCACCUGGACCUCUCCGACGAGAGGACAAAUCCCCGGCAAGACGGGGAAGGGAAAAGCAAAGGCCAAGGAAAAGCCCAAGAGAGAACCAGGUCCGCGUGCAGAAGGCUUGCUGAACACCACUGUGGAAGCAGCCAGCGGUACGACCAACAGGCCGGACCACAACGAGCUGGACUACGUGGAAGGCUUGAGACUUCAGGCCGUUCCAGAACAAGAAGUACCAGAGUUUCUGGACGUGAACAGGACUGUGGUUGGUGGUCUGCCAACACACAGCAAAGCAGGAGGAGCGACCAAGCGCGUGUGGGGGAAGUUCGAGAAGGACUACCCGAGCCUCGCCAAAGUCGUACAGUCUACACCGGGUGGAAAGGCGAGAAAGUCCUUUGCCCAGGAAGAAGGAGGUCGACGAGUAGCACAAGGACUCGUUGCACCUAGGGCACAAGUCGUGCCAACCACACUGCCGCCGCCUGAGCAGCGUGGAGAGGAAGAAGUAGGAGAAGAAGAAGAAACGCACGCGGCAACCAGCGUGUGGUACUCUGUGGACGAGUUCGGGAACUUCAAGGAGGAGGUCGACGACUCGCCCGAAGAAGAGGAAAGGCCGAAGACCGAGCAAGCGUCUUCAGCGGCAAGUAGCAGCUCAGUGGGUGUCUCCGAAGUCGCCCGAGCUGUUCAGGACCUAGAGCUGAGAAGCCAGAAAGACUCAGAGGAAAGGUCGCGCGAAAGAAACCAAGAAGGACGGGACUACCAGCGUGAGGAGUUGGAGGACCGUGAAGAGCGGGACUACCAGCGUGAGGAGUUGGAGGACCGUGGAAGCAACUGGAGCGAGACAGCUUCCAGUAGCUCUACAAGCUGGUCGAGGAGUACCUGGAGUAGCAACUGGGGAAGCGACCAGUCGAGGGCUUGGGCCGGACGUAGGGAGUUUGAACGAACCUCCAAGAGUGUUUUCUCAGAAGAGGAAAAGGUCUCGAUCUUAGCGCAUGUAGCACCUCCAGAGCUUCAGCAAAGCAUCUUUAUGCACAGCGACGCGUUGGGCACUUACGCGAAGAUUCGAGACUACAUCGAGCAGUACCUCAUCAACAAGAACGUUUGGAAGAGACCGCAAGGACUGAUGGACAUGACUGUGACUGACUCAGCGGAGAGUUUGCUGUCAGUUUUCAACAUGGUGGAAAAGGGAGUCAGGUUUGAAGAAGAAAAGGAACCUGAUACCUGGAGAAUGGAGACCAAUGAGGAAGGAGAAUUCGUGGUUCGUGUGCACAACACAGCACGAUUCCAACUAUUCAGCCCAGAGCGAAUGGCUGAUCUUCCUGUUCCAAUCAAUCGACUACUACCUGGUCGACUUACCAAGAUCUAUUUCUCCGAAGAUGGAUCGCAUGUGGAAGACCAGAGUUUGUGGACAAGAAAACAGACAUCUGCCAAGAACAUGGGCAGAGAAUGGCUGGGAGAAUCGUGGUUUAGAUUGAAGCCAGAGACUGAAAUUCCUGAAAAGAAGGAUGCAGAGAUUGAAGAAGCAAAGAAAGUUGAAGGAGUACGUGACCCAGACCAAGACAUGGAUGAGUUCUUUUUGGAUUGGGUGUACGUAGAAGAUCGAGUACAACCAGAUCCAAUUGAUCAAGACCAAGCCGAACGUGAAGUGUUUCGAGAGCAAAGACAGCUUCAUGAAGAAGGAGAAGUGAAAGAACAAGCACAGGAGGUAGAUGUACCAAAGGCACCGAGUGCACAACAGCGUGAGGAGCACAGGCUUCAUCAUGCAAAUUUCGAACCUUGGUGUGAAACUUGCAUCAAAGGACAAGGACGAGGUGCACCUCAUAGAAGAAGCAAGGAAGACAAGAAAGAACACAUCAUCUACUCCGACUACAUGUUCUUCAGUGUGGAUGGUGAGAUGGUGAAUAGAAGUGAAGGAAAGAAGCAGAAAGGACUGAUCACAGUGCUGACGGCAAUUUGCAAGGACAGCCAGUAUCCCUUCGCCAUGGUGGUCCCAUCAAAAGGAGGAGGGUACUACUCAAGGGAUGCGUUGGCAGCUUGGAUCAGAGAUCUGAGAUGGAACAAAGUGACAAUACAAAUAGAUCAGGAAAAUUCCAUGAACAAGUUGUUUGACAGAGUGAGGGAUCUCAUGCCAGAAAGAGUAGAGAUUCGGAAAUCACCACGGUAUAGCUCACAGUCUCUUGCAGAUGGAGAAAUGGUGAAUGGACUGAUAGCUGGAAAGAUUCGCACAUGGCUGUGUGAGUUGUCUGAAAGCUAUGCAACGAAAAUUGGAACCGAGCACUACGUGUUCCCAUGGAUCGUGCGUCACAGCGCAUGGACUUUAGCAAGGUUUCAUGUCAACAAGAGCAAGACCACAGCGUUUCGUGUGAUAAAGGGCAGAGACUACGUGGGUGAGUUGAUACCAUUUGGAGAGACAGUGAUGGGAAAAUUUCCAAAGGUGAAAGACAAGUCUGCACCUCGAUGGACAAAAGGAAUCUAUGCAGGAAAGAAAGAAAAUUCAGAUGAGCACAUGAUGUUGACAAGUGCCGGAGCUAUUAGUUUCAGAACAGUCCGAAGAUUGCCAGUUGGAUCACAGUUCCAAGAUGCUGUGAUGGAAGUUGCGAGAGGAGUCCCAUGGAAUACAGUGUUGGGAAUCGAGAAAGCAAAGCCGGAGGCAAUCUCAUCGGAGGUGAAAGCUAUUGUGGCACCAGAAAUCGAAGGACAGGAAACCUAUGAUUUCGAGGACAAAUCGAAACAAGAGAACGAGCCGAUCUUUGAUGACAGACUAGAAGCAAUGGCGAAAGCCAAGGUGGUUCACAUACCACAACCUAUUGUACCACCAUUGCGGAAUGCACCAAGAUCAGCUCCAAGUACACCGAAAGGAGGGAAAGCACAGAAGAGCACAAAGAAGGAAGACAAAGCACCAGAGAUGCAGGUGGACGAUGAAGGAGAGAGGAUCGAGAUUGAAGAAAAGGAUUCCAAGAAGCCACGACUGGCAGAGGGUACAACCUCUAGUGCCGUACCGGGCGACACCGGAAUGAAUCCAGGACAACCUGAACUGUACCGCAUAGACACACCAACAGAUGACAACAUGAGUGCAGCGGGCACAGCGUCUCAGGACAUGGUUUCUGGAGUCAGUAACGGUGAAGUUCCAGAUGCGGAAGAAAUGAGGAAGAAAUACCAUAUGCCAGUGAACAAGGACCAUGUAUGGUUUCAGAAGUAG